AUGGUUAGAGUAUAUACCCACAACAUCAGAUAUGCGCGCCGAGAGCCGGUCGAGGGCGAAUUGAAGUGGCCCGAGAGACGAGAGGCAGUUGUCAAUUCAAUUCUCUUGCACAAUUGCUCAAUUGUGUGCUUGCAAGAGGUCUUGUGGACCCAACUGGAGGAUAUUCUCAGGUUGCUGGGAUCAGGUUGGGAUUACGCCGGGGUCGGGCGAGACGAUGGUAAAAAAGAGGGCGAGUUUGCUGUUAUUGUUUUCAAGCAGGCGCUUUGGACAGUCGACUGGUCGCCGUUUUGGCUCAGCCCAACCCCGAACAAGCCUUCGAUCGGAUGGGACGCUGCUCUGAAACGAAUUGUGAUUCAAGCCCACUUCAAGUCAAUCAAAGAUCCCAGCGAGGCAUUUGUUCUAUAUUGCACUCAUUUUGAUCAUAAAGGCGAGGUAGCAAGGCAGGAAUCAGCCAAGCUGAUCGUGCGCCUAAUGAGAGACCAGUCUGGGCCGCAAAUCUUGUGCGGCGAUCUCAAUUCUCAACCUGAGCAGAACGCCUCUAAAACAUUGGGGGAAUUCCGCGAGGACUCGUUCUAUUCGGACCGGAAAUUCGGACACAAGCACACCUAUACCAGUUUUGGAGAAGAGCCACAUACCCGCAUUGAUUAUAUUUGGCAUACACAGGAUGUCAAAACCGAGUUUUAUGCUGUUCCUCAUUCCCAUUACAAGUUUUUGAUCAGCGAUCACCAUCUGAACUUUCCUAUGUCGUCGCUAUUGGCGCCAGGAUAUGCUCAUCCUGUUUCUCGUCAAUGGCAGUCGAACAGCAUUCUGCACAAGGACAUGUUUGUGUAUCCUUUGUUCAUCACCACUGACCCAGAUACCGAGAACGAGAUCCAUUCUCUUCCUGGCCAAAAGCAAUGGGGUCUAAACAAGCUUUUGCCCUACGUCGAAGAGCUUGUAGCAAAAGGCUUGAAGAGUGUUUUGCUGUUUGGUGUAGUACCUGAAGAUGUCAAGGACGAACGAGGCUCGUGGGCUGACAAGGAGGAGACUCCAGUGAUCCAGGCUGUCAAGGCGCUGAAGGCCAAAUUUCCGGGUCUUUUUGUGAUCUGUGACGUUUGUUUGUGUGAGUAUACAAACACGGGGCACUGCGGUAUUCUCAGAGAUGACGGUUCUAUCAUUCGGGAGCCCUCCGUUGAGCGGUUGUGCAGCGUCGCGGUGGCGUAUGCCCGGGCAGGUGCAGACGCUGUCGCCCCUUCGGAUAUGAUUGAUGGUCGCAUUGUAGCAAUCAAAAAGGCCAUGGUCUCUGCAGAUGUUGCCUACAACACCAUGCUGAUUUCUUAUUCUGCCAAGUUCGCUGGUCAACUCUACGGGCCCUUCCGCGAGGCCGCUCACUCUUGUCCCAAAAAGGGAGACCGCAAAGCAUAUCAGCUGCCUCCCGGUGCCCGUGGACUUGGCCGUCGUGCUCUGCAACGUGAUAUCCUCGAGGGUGCUGAUGCGUUCAUUCUCAAGCCCUCUACUUUCUACCUGGACAUUGUUGCCGACGCUGCCGAGAUCUGCCGCGACUAUCCCAUUUUCACUUAUCAAGUCAGCGGUGAGUACGCCAUGAUCCACGCCUCUGCCGAGAAGGGAUACUGCGAUCUCAAGAUGAUGGCCUUUGAAGCUGCCCAGGGAAGUUUACGGGCAGGUGCCAAUGUUCUGAUCUCCUAUUUCACUCCCGAUUUUCUCGAUUGGCUUUCGGAAUAA
Wickerhamiella sorbophila is the source of this 1722-nucleotide messenger RNA. RefSeq names its product Delta-aminolevulinic acid dehydratase. Gene Ontology annotation, biological process: heme biosynthetic process. The coding region runs from base 1 to 1722 and encodes 573 amino acids. The record is from RefSeq and is a predicted model, not a curated record. The transcript has 2 exons. Lineage: Eukaryota; Fungi; Ascomycota; Dipodascomycetes; Dipodascales; Trichomonascaceae. Gene Ontology annotation, cellular component: cytosol. Gene Ontology annotation, molecular function: porphobilinogen synthase activity; zinc ion binding.